Pararge aegeria (speckled wood butterfly) is the source of this 4009-nucleotide messenger RNA. It is a transcript of the gene sals, whose product is annotated as glutamic acid-rich protein. Lineage: Eukaryota; Metazoa; Arthropoda; Insecta; Lepidoptera; Nymphalidae. The record is from RefSeq and is a predicted model, not a curated record. Bases 191 to 2815 code for a protein of 874 amino acids. The transcript is spliced from 13 exons. Gene Ontology annotation, molecular function: actin binding.
GACGCCGCGUCCUGAAUAUUUUUUCAACUAUUUACAUAUUCAAAGAAAAAAAUAGUUUUCCUAUAAAUAAUGAUCAGUUGAAAUUUUAGUGUUGUGUUAGUGUUUGCUGCUAAGUGCGUAUCACGUUUUUGUGCUUUUUCUAACUUUUAUACCAACCACACAGUCACAUAAAAAGAUCAGCAACACCAAAAUGCCAAUUGGUAACGUAAAUAGGGGCUCGGCUCCUAAGCGGGAAACCUUCAGGCCACCAUGGGUCAAAGAGAAAGACACAGAAGCUCCUCCUCCAUGGACUGUGAGGAAACUCAAACCAGUGGAACCGAAGAGCACUGACAAAGCUGGAAGUACGGAAACCCCUGAACAGCCAUCUCCUGCACCUUUGAGACCGGUUUUGAAAAAGCAGUCUACGAUAAGAGAUAAAGCUGAAAACGGUGUUGCAUGUGAAGCAGAAGAGAAACUUGUCAAGCCUUCAGCCGCUAAGCAAGCCGACAAAGUAGCUAAGCACGAUGAAGAAAAACCUAAAUUUAUAAAACCUGCACUAAAGUCUGUUAGUAAAACAGUUAAGGUAGAAGAUAAAAAUACUAGUGUCCCUGAAAAGCCGAUACUGAAAAGCGUCAGAACUAUUGAUGAUAAAACUAAGGAGAAAUCCGUUAGCAUUAUAGACAAAAGAACUGAGGAUAAAAAUGAUGCAAAAAAACAAAACAGUACGGUAAAUGAUAAAACAAACAACAAAAGUGUGACUAAUAACCUAAGCAAAGACAGCAAUAGCAAAGAUUCCAAGAAAACAAAUAUAACUGAAAAAUUGUCUGACAAGGAAAAACCAAAAGUAGAUUCACAGGUUGAAGAGAAAAUGGCUACUAAACCUCCGCUUGAAAAAACUCCUUCUAAGCUUCCCCCACGGAAACCUUCUUUACAAAAGGCACCAUCAAGGGAUGAAAUCAUGCAAAAGAAGUGGAGAGAUCCUCUGCAUGAGCGUGUCAAAGAAAAUAUUGACAAAACUCUAGCUAAUGAGGUUCCAAAGGGUCACACCCUCACGAAAAAUGAAAGUUUGAGAAGCUUAUUAAAACCUACACCACCACCGAUGCCACCACCAUUGCCUCCAAAAAUGCCACCUCCGCCUGAUUUCAAGAAAGCCCCUGUCGAUCCAAACAAGUUUAAAAAAAUAGAACAGCUUCGUAGCAGGCCUAGGAAGAGGCCCGACUGGAGCGAUAUGAUGAAAGAGGUAGAACAAGGAAGGAAGCUAAAACAUGUUGUUUGCAAUGAUAGAUCAAGUCCAAUUAUAACAAGAUCAGUAGUCGUCAAAAAUAAAGAUCAAUUUAUAUUUGAAUCCGAGAAGCCUAAUUCCCAUAAUGAAUUAUUAAAAGAAAUCAACAAAGGUGUGAAACUAAAAAAAGUGAAGACUAACGAUAGAAGUAAACCUCACUUGGAAGGAUUAAGGAAAUUCCGAAGACAAAUGACUAUAGAAGAACAAGUUCAAAAGUCAAUGUCGCAAGCUAAUCUUGCUGUAUCUCCUUCAGGUGUAUCAAUUGCGGAGGUGCCAGCAGCUGCUGAAGAAGAAGAAAUUGAUGAGAUGGAUGAUAUUGACAAAGUUAGAGAUGAUCUUCAAUCAACUAAGCAGUUAUUAGCUAUGGAACUUAGAAAUAGAGAAGCCCAAGAAAGAGAAAAUAAGCGUCUUUUGACAAGAAUACAAAACCUUGAAGCUGAAGUAGCAAGGGAGCGGGCUAUCAUCAAGCAAGAGCAACACAAAACAGUUAUAUCUGUUACAGAUGCCUAUGAUGAAAGACUAGUGACUAAUCUAAAAAUGGAAGUCGAAAAAGCAAAAGAAACAGCAGACAAUUUGGAAAAACAGUAUUUGCAAGCAGCAGAUGAAAGAGAUACCGCUGAGACAGAAUUAGAAGAAUUAAAAAGGAAAAAUGCAGAGCUAGAAAAGAAAUUGGAACAAGCUCUGGCGGGUAAUAUAGAAGAAAUCUUAAAAUCGGAAGAACCUCUAUCUUUCUAUCAAAAAUCUCAACUUGAUUUCUUAAAGCAGUGUAGGUUGUUAAAUAUAGAGGUUGACUCCGCUGAAGCUGAAAAACUAAAGAAAACUUUUGCUGACACUAACAACAAUAAUGCUAAUAAUGCUUUUACUAACAAUAACCAAGAUAAUGAGGGAAUAAUUCCUACAAACGUUGGCUCGAGACGUUCGAGUCACGCAAUCAAGCAACUUUCUGUGACGAAAGAUGAUAGCUUCGAAGAAGAAGAAUUAUCCGAAGGAGACGAGGAAGAAAGUGAAGAAAAGAAGCAGAAACGUAUCGAGAAAGAAGUGCGCAACAUGAGAAACAAAAUUCGACACUUGAAAGAGAAGCAAGAUAAUAUGAAAAGAGAAAGAAUGGCAUAUAAAAUGGCACUAAAGAAUCAGCAAUCAUGUCUCAAAGAUGAGAAACGUAAGUUUAAAGAAUUAAAACGAGAGGUUGAUAAAAUGGCAGCCAUGAUGAAGGAAGUCGGCACUGAUGAAGAAGAUGAAGACGAAGAUGAAGAAUCAGAUGAAGAAGAGAAGAAAAGUGAAUCAGAAGAAGAAGAGACAGAGACCGAAACUGAACAAGAAACAGAAAGUGAAACAGAAAGUGAGAGUGAACCAGAGGAUGCUCCUCUACCUAAUAAAAAAGAAAACUUAGCGAAACGUCUAAAAAGACACGAAUCACGGGUAAAUGCUUUGAAGAAAGGCAACGCACUGCUUAUGGCGAACGUGGACAGACUGAAAGACGACGUCCUUAUACAGAAAGAGAAAUCAGUCACACUCCAAAAAGAACUAGACUCACUUAUCGAUGAUCUUGAAUAAUACAUAAUCCUAUACUAAUAGGUAUAUUAAGUAAGGCUAUGCCUCUAGGCUCUAUCGUACGAGUGCAUAUAGAAUAAAUUGCUGGUUACAUAAGAAUUCACUUAAGACGAGAAAUUAUAAUUUCGUUUCCGCUAUACGAAAGGAAAAUGAGGUUUUCGGCAAGUUAUAACGAAGAAAUUUAUUAAAUAUAAACUAAAACAACAUUGUAUACAAUUUAUAACAAAUUAAUGCAGAUAAUCACUAAUUCUGGAAACAAAACAUCCUGUAAAGUAAAGGAAGUCCUAAUAGUAACAGGCUAUGUAAUCAAUAAAUUGUUGAAUAAGUAUUAACAACAAAAUAGAUAAAAAAUUGUAACACCUAAUUUAGUAAGUAAUACCCAGGUGCUAAUUCAGUUGUUAACCAAAUAUUGAAAAAAAAUCUGAAAGCAGUUAGUGCCAUUCUUUUUAUGAACUGGAAGAAAAUUAUAAUAAUUUCUGACGUCAAAUUAAUAGCAUUCAUACCUGUUUUAAACUAUUUUAAAUAUCGAAUUAAGAACAUUAAUAGAACAGUCGCCACCUAUCACUACUUCCCUCCUGUAGGACUAACAUGUGUGCCACGAGAUAAUUAUCUCUACCCGUUACUCGUAUUUUUUCUCUAGAGACAGAAGAGAUAAUGGGUAGGAGACAUAACAUUCUCGUGGCGAGCAUGUGAGGCCUAAUGGGGCGGUAGCACUUUAACUUAGGUAGGCAGAUACCUAAGUAUUUAUUUACCUAUUAAAUAUUAUGGUAGCAUGCUAGUUCUUGAGCACGACAAAACCUGUGACUGUUUAAAUGAAAAAAACAUUCAAAUUAAUUUAAUAUGCCAUGGUGCGUGUCAAGAUUUUGUACGAAAUAGGAACUAUUUGCACCGCGAGGGUAACUUACAACCCCCGGCUGGAAAUUUUGAUUUGAAUACCGUGUAAUAUAUAUGUAUAUAUAUAAUUGAAUUAUUUAAAUUUAGAUUUAUGUAACUACAAUCGAUUUUUAUUAGCAUGUUGUUGUACAAUUUCAUUUCACUGUUACUCACACAAUUCGUUUAAGUAAAAUUAAUCAUAAACAUUACACCUUUAAAAAUUUUACAUUUCAUACUCAUCGCGAAUAUGCUUCUCACAAUUCCUAUUAUAUUAGGUACUUAAUAUUGUAUCUAAUAAUAACUAAGUAAACUUAAAGCUCUUUU